Molecule: messenger RNA, 2277 nt
Organism: Acanthoscelides obtectus
Lineage: Eukaryota; Metazoa; Arthropoda; Insecta; Coleoptera; Chrysomelidae
Source: the annotation of a GenBank genome assembly
GUUACCGUUGUCAGUAAAUAAAAAUGAUGCCUCCUCGAGUCUCCAAAAUAAUAUCUUUAAUUGGCGUUGAUUCUAUACGUCGCAGUAUAUGUAUGACCCAGAUUAUUUGACAGAAGUGAAGUUCUAGAUCGUGAAUAAAUUCAAUUCAUUCCUUUUGACUUUUAAACAGCCGAUAUACCGAUAUUUUUUUAGAAAAUGGCUUGUUCAAGUGAUAUUAUUAAUCCUGCAGGAAUUCUCCACCCUAGGAAAGUGACUUAUUCUCCUGAAACUCAUCAAUUUUUAAAACUACUGAUGGACGAAACCAAAAUGUCAACAAUGCAACGAAACAAAAUGAACUACUACCUCCGCAACGGGGAACCUCUUCCCUCUCUCUCCAGGUCCAGAUCCGGUCGGAAUCCCCACAUUCCUGAUGUCACCAUAAGACCAGGAAGUCCCAGGAGGAGAACUAGAGAAACUAUCAUCAGAAGCGGCGUUUACGAGAGGGAAAGCUUCAGACCGACGUAUCCAGUUGUUGACAGGGAAAAGGAGAAAGAAAAAUUGCAGAACAAAAUGGCGUUCAAUAAGGAUAUCACGGUCAAUCCGGUGAAGGUCAUGACUAAGAUAGUGGAAAGUAAGAUGGACAAGGAUGAGCAGAAUAGGUUUGAUCAAAUUAUGGAAGAAAUUAAGGAGAGAGAAAAGUGGCUGAAAGAGAUGGAAUUCUUAGGAGAAGGAAAUAAGUACAGACACAUCAUUGCACAGCAGAUACAAGAGAAAGUUCGUGAAAUCAGUAGAUUGAAAUUGGACGACCAAUAAAAUAUAUUAGAUAAUGUCGUUGGUUUUAUAUUUCUACAGUAUGAUACUUGGACACUAUAUUACGUGGUCAUACCAAUUUGUAAUGACCUCAUCUACAACGUCCUUUAAAUAAUCUGUAAGUUUGUAUAAUUUUCUUGUGACAAUUCCGAGAGAUUAGCACCUUACUUUGAUCAUAAUAACUAGGUAACUAGGUUUUUGGCAACAAUAAAAUACACAUUAUGUAAAUUAAAUAAAAUAGGCGACGAACCACUUCAAAAAUUAUUUAUUGAGAAGUUGAAAGUUGUAUAGCAAAGUAUAGUAUUAUCUCUAACAAUAUGCGUAUUUUUAAUAAAUCGGUAUCUUGAAGGAAUUUUUUGUGAUGGGAAGGUACAAUACAUUUACUCGUCAAUAUAAGAAAGUCUUCACAGAUAUCAUUAACAAGAACUCAUAGGAAAAGUAACUACUGGGAAUAUACAAGAAUAAUAAGAUAUUUACUCAAUAUACGAGGGUGAUAUCAUAAUGUAUACGAUGUUACACCUAAUAUAAGGACGAGUGGACGGCCCUCUAGAUUCGGCAGUAAAGUGGUUUGUAGAACAUCGUCAACAUAACGAGUAGCAGUCAUAUUGGCUUGAACAAUCGGCUACCAUAGGCAAUCGCCCCUCAAAGCAUUACUCCAACAGUCCUGGGCCCUCUCAUCAGUAAAUCCAAUAUCACCCCGUUCUACCCGGCGGCGUCUUACCCUUCUACGACCAUCGUGCUUACCUACGUACCUAGACCGAAUCGCGAUAUAUCGCUGAAGAUGAAAUUAUGCCAUUCUGCCUCCCAAUGUUGCCGUUCUUUGCUCCAGUUCAAAUGUUGACGACAGUGGUCCCCAGUCAGAGGAAGCACUAACCGUGGACGGUAUGAAAAAGGUCGGCUCGAAUGCGGCGAUAGAGUGCACGCAUAAUAGCAGGUCUACCUUCUUCUCCAAACCAUUGGUCAGCGAUCUGACGCAUAGUAGCAAAACGGUCUCGUAGGGCUAGUGGUCUGGAGCGCCUAUCUUGGAUGGCCUUCUUCGUGUUUGUCUUCCUUCUUCUAUCUUCACACGAUACAAACGCAUUACCGUUAUUGCAGUACAAUUAAUACAGCGGCCAAUUUCGCGAUAGUAGAAACCAACAUCUAUUGUAGAUAGGCAGUAAUUCUACCCAUUUUGUUAAGCUCAACACUAGUAAAUUAAAGGGCAAUAAUUAAAAAUAUCUGUACUACUAAGCUCUUAUCAGAAACUGCUUUCUUCACAAAAACUAAGAGAUAACAUUUUAACAAAGGUUACCAAAAACAAAGAUAAAACGUUGACAUUGUUGCCACAGCUUGCUUCAAAUGAAGUCUAUAUCUUGUUGAAGAAAUUAUUUUUUUCUGGGUGUAACACUUCUAAUGUCACUAGGUAUAUUUAGCUAAAUAAAAAUGCAUCUACAUGAGGAUCUUUAGAUUUUAUCGUGAAUGAAAUUUAUUUUCCAAUGAAUGGAGGCC